AUGGCAUCUUUCCACCGCACGUCGUCGCCAGUUCUCACAAUGACGUCCCAAGCUGCGCACCAACUCCCCUUUGACCGCCCGUAUGCAAUGCAGCAAUCCUCGCCCUUUGGCAACCCAUCUGCAUGGUCGCAAAACAUUGGCCAACGCAAGCCAACGGCUCCACCUCGGGGCCGCAAGCGGUCGCGGGAUGAGGCUGCCGUCAAUCUCGACUCCCCCGAAAAAGCUCCUCCCGCCGUCGAGCCUGUCAAGGAAGACGAGGACGAGUGGGAGUACGGCCCCGGCAUGGUCCUCAUCAAGAAGGGCAGCGGUUAUAUCCACGACGCCAGCAACCAAUCAGGUACUUGGCUCGAGGAGAAGGCUGCCGCGCUGGAAGCCACGAGGAAAGAGGAGGCUCUUGUUGAGCAGCAACGCCAAGCGCAAGACCGCCCGUCUCUCCGGAGCCAUAAGUCAUCACGCCUCGACCUCUCGGCCCACAUCGAGUCUCCAGAGAGCGCACGCAGCAGCCGUUCCAGUCCCAAGCGCGACGUGCGCGAUCCCUCGCCCAUGACCCCUGACGGCGGCUCCUCCGGCGGGGUUUCCCAGCCUGUUAUCGAUGACUUUACCUUGCACCUCGGCAUUGGCUGGAACCGCCUCAGCGACGACGAGCACAUACAGGCGGCCGCGCGCGGCUGGGCGCGCUACAUCGAAAACCACUACCCUGUAACGGAACCCAAGAUUCUGCUCGAGAGCAAGGGUCUCGAAUCGUACCUCGUAGAGGCACACGAGGGGUACUUUCUCUUUGCAGAGAACCUUCGUCAGGGUCGGCUGGUCAGCAGCAACGCGCAACGCGCUCUCGACAAUCUCAAGUCCUCCCCGCCUGUUUUUGACGGCACGCAAACGAUGGGUGCCGCUGGUACUCCCCUUCCCGCGGAGGUUGCGACUGCAUUAACAGCCGGCCCGGCCACCGCUGCCACGGACGUCGAGAUGGAUAUGGUCUAA
Molecule: messenger RNA, 978 nt
Organism: Sporothrix brasiliensis 5110
Lineage: Eukaryota; Fungi; Ascomycota; Sordariomycetes; Ophiostomatales; Ophiostomataceae
Exons: 1
Coding region: 1-978 (325 amino acids)
Source: RefSeq, a predicted model, not a curated record